AUGGGGGCUGGGGCGGUCCCCGCCGCUCCACAGGCAGAAGCAACUCCCGCUUCAGCACAGGUCAGGGUGGUGAGUCCUCCAGGAGCUGAUACCCUGACGGCGCGCGCCGGCCGGGCCGGUCCCUCUCCGCCGGCGGGCGCGUGUACCGGAAGUGACGCACAGGCCCGGGACGCGGCUAGCCGGCCGCGGAGGGUCGACCCUGCGGAGCUGGACCGGGGAGGCUGGACUGGGUGGUCCGGGGCCCGCCGAGCCGGAUGUUGUCGUCUGAGCUGGUGUCCGGCUGCGCGACCCCGAGAGUCUGGAGUCUUCAAUGCCCUGAAGCGGCGCCAUAGGAAGCCUUGCAGGAACUUGGGUUGCUUUGUGCCCUGCAUCACGGUGGCUCCCCCCCACCCCCCGCCAAAGGCCGCCUUCUGCCCACAGCCUCUGCCAGAGAUGCAGGUAUUCGCUGAGUCCACCACGUUGUCCUCCCAGUUCUUAGACACAAGCCAGUUCAUGUCUCCAGUGCAAGUUUUCAUUCGCCCUGGUUUCGCGGAUCGCUGUCACAGGUUUUGUAAGACAUCUGAGGCGGAGACAAAGGAAAAAUUUACAAUUUCUCCAGAAUGCCUAUUGAUGUCCUGAGUUGUAUGUAGCAGUUUUCUGUGUAGAUGUGAAAAUAAAUGCA
Molecule: messenger RNA, 661 nt
Organism: Phyllostomus hastatus (greater spear-nosed bat)
Lineage: Eukaryota; Metazoa; Chordata; Mammalia; Chiroptera; Phyllostomidae
Exons: 3
Coding region: 1-618 (205 amino acids)
Source: RefSeq, a predicted model, not a curated record